This is a messenger RNA of Eublepharis macularius, 1733 nucleotides long. Its product is annotated as serpin B4-like. NCBI's taxonomy places the organism in Eukaryota, Metazoa, Chordata, Lepidosauria, Squamata, Eublepharidae. The record is from RefSeq and is a predicted model, not a curated record. Gene Ontology annotation, biological process: negative regulation of endopeptidase activity. Gene Ontology annotation, molecular function: serine-type endopeptidase inhibitor activity. The coding region runs from base 14 to 1198 and encodes 394 amino acids. The transcript is spliced from 7 exons.
CAUCACCUCCACCAUGGGCACCCUCGUUGAGGCAAAUACCGAGUUUGCUGUCGAUCUUUGCAAAAUAUUGAUCAAAGAGAAUCCCAACAAAAAUGUCUUCUACUCCCCACUGAGCAUCUCAGCAGCUUCGGGCAUGGUUCUUCUUGGUGCCAAAGGUGACACUGCGAAGCAGAUGGAAAAGACUCUUCACUUUGACAAGAUCACUGGAUCUGGAAGCAGUGCCAGUUCACCUGCUGCAGGAGCUCAGUGUGAUAAACCUGGAGGACCACAUCCUCAGUUCAAGGAACUCUUGGCAGCCAUCAAUCAGCACACCAAAAACUAUGCUCUGAGCAUUGCCAACAGGCUGUAUGGAGAACAGCGCUACGAAUUCCAUCAGAAAUAUUUACAUUGCACGAAGGAGAUGUAUGGUGCUGAUCUUGAAAGAGUUGAUUUUCAGCAUGCUCUUGAGGCAACAAGAAAGAAGAUUAAUUCCUGGGUCGAGAGUCAAACAAAUGGUAAAAUCAAGGACCUUCUUGCUUCUGGCUCUAUUGACGUAUCAGUUGUCUUGGUCUUGGUGAAUGCCAUAUACUUUAAAGGAAAGUGGAAAAGAGAAUUUAAGAAAACUGACACAAAGGAAAAACCUUUUUGGAUAAGCCAGAAUCAGAGCAAAAAUGUCCAAAUGAUGUUUAUGGAACAUGAAUUUAAUUGGGCUGAAAUAAAAAACCCAAAUAUUAAAGUGCUUGAACUGCCCUAUGAUAACCAUGAUCUCAGUAUGAUCAUUUUGCUACCAGGGGACAAAGGAACUGUGGACCAGGUUGCCAAGGAUCUCACCUACGCCAAGUUACAACAAUGGACCUGCUCAUCAAACAUGAAGAAGCAAGAGAUAAAAGUUUUUCUUCCAAAGUUCAAGCUGGAAGAAAAAUAUAUUCUCAAGGAGAUUUUAGCGGGUUUAGGAAUGGUAGAUGUUUUCUCUCCAGGGAAGGCUAAUUUAACUGGCAUGGCAAAUGGACCACUGGUUGUAUCCAAGGUCAUUCAUCAAGCUUACGUAGAAGUCAAUGAGGAAGGUACAGAGGCUGCAGGCGCUACAGGAGUAACAGUAGUUCCAGUGAGUGCAAACAUUCUUCCUGAGUUUAAAGCUGACCACCCAUUCAUGUUCUUCAUUAGACACAAUAAAACCCAGAGCGUUCUCUUCUUUGGCAAGGUUGUCUCCCCUGAAUAAUAAUAGCAUAAGUUAAAUAGAAUUUAAUAAUAGCAUGGAUUAUCUUUGCGAGCAACAGUAAGUAAACCCAGGAUGUUAUAAUGUUAAAAGAAGCAAAUUGAUUCUGAAUUCUCUGUCUUAUCCGUUGGGGCUACUUCUUUACAAGCAAGAUCCUUUUUCUUUGCUUAUUCAGGCAAACUCCUCUGGUCCAGGGAAGCCUAUGUGUGCAUAUCUUCCUCCACUUUCCUAUGUCAAAGCAUAAAGACAUUCCUCAGUGGAAAGUAAUGUAUUGUUUGUUCAUGAGAUUUAGAGUAUGUGAUCAGAAGAAAUUUAUGAGCUUUGCAUGUGAUUCCCUUUAUAAUCAUAACCAGAAAUGUAUAACCACACUUUCAGGUUUACAUAUUGUAAAAUAUUCCCCUAGUUAUUCUAAAGACCAAAUGGGUUUGAACUCCUAGCCUCAGUCUCCUGAAAGGUGGUUUGGGUUUUCUUAAUGUAUUCUAUGGAAUGACUUCUUACCUACAGCAGUAAACAAAACAAAUAAAACAUUUUAAAAUAC